CACACUCUUUCCUGUUAAAGCGUAUGCUAUUAGAAGUGAACUACACAUCCCGGAGUGCCCCUGAUAACCCCUCUCGUCUGGAUCUGUAUGAUUCGGCGCUGGGCUGGAGACCGAGCAGGAUUAUACUGCAAGCAGGGCGCUUUUGUUGAACCAGAGGAAGAGGGAGCUAUAGAGAGUAUUAUUAAGAAGACUGUACACCGGAGGGGGGCGAGAACUGAACAUAUCUGCCUCUAGCAGGGUUUUCACUAAAUGCUCCAGCCCUUACAUUGAGAAGAGCCAAGCAUUGGGAUUGGGCAGCGACCAGAUAGCGUAACACCCCCUCCUCCUCUCUGUUGAGAAUUGCGUUAAAACGAAAAGGAAAGGCCUGCGCUUUAUCGAUAUUACGAGGUUUUUUAAUUUUUAUUUUUCAUACAGAUUAAACGAGGAAACGUUGUUGGCUGGUGUAUGUGUUUAGAAUGGGACACGCUGAAGGUCCAUUCAAAGAAAAAGACAGUUAAGGAUGCAGGAGCCCAACAAUGGAUUUCUCCUUCUCUUUCAUGCAAGGGAUCAUGGGAAAUACAAUUCAGCAACCCCCUCAGCUCAUUGACUCAGCCAACAUCAGACAGGAAGGCACCUGCGACACCGGCAGUGACCCGGGCGAGGAUGGUGGACCCUCCUAUGAUGCUGCCCUGGAUGCAGAGUUUUCUUACCCGCCAUCGGCCUCAGAGGACAUGUCGCAGGUUUCCAACGGCUACCCGCCGGGUCUGGGCAUGUACGAGCCACAGGCAAAGUUCUCCAUGUACUCGCAGUUCCCCAACGGCUCAGCUAACGGCUACGGGGCCAUACGGAGCUACGGAGAGCAUGGUCUCAUGCCAGGGGAGGGAACGGUCCUGAGAGGUCCAGGCCUCCAGGAGAGACCUUUGUCUCCUGUGUCUCCCCCUUUGCACACACAUCACCCACACCUCCACCACCAUCACCAUCACCCCCAUCACCACCACCACGCACACCACUUCCACUCAAACCCACCUCAUAUACAAACCCACCCGCACCCACAGAGUCCUCCGCCGCCACCACUGCCCUCCCAGCACCACCUGCCUCAGACACCACACAUCAUGACCCACACUCUCCCCCCUCCUCCCCCAUUACACCUGCCUUCCUCCAGUCCUCCCCCAUCCCUUGUGGACAGUACCCCCUCUUCUCAGCCCCCGCAUGCCCUGUCCAACACCCCUGGUGGGGUGUUAAAGAAAACCAGCUCUCCAGAGAUAAAGCUGAAGAUCAUAAAGACGUAUCACAAUGGAAGGGAGCUGUUUGAAUCUGCGCUGUGUGGAGACCUACUGCAAGAACUGCAGAAGGAGUCUCAAAAGAAGGAGGCCACUCAGAUGCAGCGCAGACAUGAGAGGAAGAAGGAGAAGAGGAAAAAGAGUGCGAGACUGCAGCUGCAAAUCCAGGAACAGAACCUGGACCAGAGCCAAACACAGGCAGGUACUACAGGCCAGACAGAGGACAUCCACAUUCAGCCCCAGCCAAUAGAAUCACCCCCAGCACAGACAGAGAAGCCUCAGAAGACCGUUAUCAAAACUGAACCAAAGACGCCAAAGGUUCCGAAGGUCCAUCAUCCAUCAGUGAUCCAAGAGACGGGCUUUUGUAAGGAGUUUGUUAUAGGAGAUCUGGUGUGGUCCAAAGUGGGCACCUACCCCUGGUGGCCUUGCAUGGUCUCGUCUGACCCACAGAUGAAGGUCCACACUCGCAUCAACACCAGAGGUCACAGGGAAUAUCAUGUCCAAUUCUUCGGGAGUGUUGCUGAGCGAGCGUGGAUCCACGAGAAGAGAAUAGUCAUAUACCAGGGGAAGCAACAGUUUGAUGAUCUUCAGGCUGAGACGUUGCGCAAGGCCACAAACCCCGUAGAGAAACACAAACUUCUGAAGCCCAUCCCUCAGCGGGAGCGUUCUCAGUGGGAGGUGGGUGUGGGCCACGCUGAAGACGCCUUUGCGAUGACGCGGCAGGAGCGAAUUGACAAUUACACCUUCAUAUACAUUGACCCAGACCCUAAUGAAGCUCCACCCAGCAAGAAACCCAACAUCAGAGCUGAGAAACGAAACCGGCGCUCCAGCGGCUCAAUCCGUAAGAAGGAAGACGCAAGAGUUAAGUCACCAGACAGAGAACAACCACCACGAAGGCAGCUGCCCCGCAGACAGUGUAGUGUUUCAAACGCAGAUGACGGUGCAAACUCCCAGGCCUCUAAUGAAGAGAAGAACCAGAGAGGGGACCAGCAUAAGGCCGGCUCCCCGAAACAGAACGCUGGUUGUGAUGCACGAGUGCAGCAAGACUCACCGCCACCGGUCAGGGCCUGGAAAACUGCAGCUGCCAGAAAGCUGCUGCCGCUCUCCAUCACCAUGAAGAGACUGAAUGUGGAGAUAACGAAGUGUGACUGGCCUCUUCUGCAGAAAAAAGCAGUUCCUUCUCCGAAAAAGGACAAAGAAGAAGAGAAGGAGGAGAGAGUGGAGAGAGAGGCCAGGCAGCCUGACCUGGGAUACUGCUCCCCUGAGCAGGACUGCAGAGCUAAACCUGAGCCUAGUCCUGAGGAGGAGGAAGAUGGGGAUGAAGGGGAGGAAGAGGGGGAGGAGGGUAGAGGCUCCCCCGCCAGUCGGAGAAGUGAGGAGGGAGGAAUGCAGCAGACAUCCUCUCCUGGAUCACACCACAGCAGUCCACAAGGUUCUCAGGAGAGGAAGCUGCAGCGGCGGUCCGUCAGGAGCCGGUCUGAGUCAGAGAGAGGCAGCGAUCCCGUCCCUAAGAAGAAAACCAAAAAGGAACAGGCAGAGAUGGCGCCUGAGACCACACUGAAGACAGGUUCGCAGAAAGGAGCCAGUGAGAUCUCAGAUGCCUGUAAGCCCUUGAAGAAGCGAAGCAGAGCGUCAACAGACGUAGAGAUGGCUUCUUCUCAGUACAGAGACACUUCUGAUUCUGACUCCAGAGGCCUCAAUGAUCCACAGGGUUUAUUUGGGAAGAGUCUUGACAGUCCAGCAGCAGCAGAUGCAGAUGCUUCAGAUACUCAGUCCGUGGACUCUGGCUUGUCCCGUCAGGACAGCAGCACCGGCAAGAGAGACACCGUCUGCCAGAUCUGCGAGGUGUAUGGAGAAGGUUUGGUGGUGUGUGAAGGUGACUGCAACAGACAGUUUCAUCUGGAGUGUCUUGGUCUGACUACCCUACCUGAAGGCAGAUUCACCUGCUUGGAAUGUAGAAAUGGUAAUCAUCCUUGCUUUAGCUGUAAAACAGCAGGCCCAGAUGUGACGCGUUGCUCUGUGUCCGGAUGUGGUUGUUACUACCACGAGGAUUGUGUCCGGAAACUCUUGGGCACCACCAGCUGUCCGGGCGGAGGCUUCAGCUGCCCCCAGCACAACUGCUCUACCUGCUGCCUGGAGAGAGACCUGCAACGAGCCAGUAAAGGUCGUCUGAUGCGUUGUAUCCGCUGUCCAGUGGCUUACCACACGGGAGACAGCUGCGUGGCGGCAGGCAGCGUCAUCCUCACCCAUCACAUCAUGAUCUGCAGCAGCCACGGCAGCGCCAAGAGGAACGGCCUCCUCACUUCCCCUGUCAACGUGGGCUGGUGCUUCCUGUGUGCCAGAGGGCUGUUAGUGCAAGACCUUACUGACACCAUAUUAAGUUCAUAUGCCUAUAAGUCCCACUACCUUCUGACUGAGUCAAAUCGUGCUGAGUUGAAAUUACCUAUGAUUCCCUCUCCUUCGUCAGCUACCAAAAAGAAUGUUGGGAAAGGAGGCAAGUUGCUGUGCUGCGACUCAUGCCCAGCUUCCUUCCACCCGGAGUGUCUGGAGAUGGAGAUGCCAGAGGGGGUCUGGUCCUGCAGUGAUUGCAGGGCAGGGAAGAAACCUCACUACAAACAAAUUGUCUGGGUCAAACUGGGCAACUACAGGUGGUGGCCAGCAGAGAUCUGCAACCCUCGCUUGGUGCCAUCAAACAUUCAGAGCCUCCGCCACGAUAUCGGUGACUUUCCCGUCUUUUUCUUUGGCUCCCAUGACUACUACUGGAUCAACCAGGGCCGUGUCUUCCCCUACGUGGAGAAUGACAAGAACUUUGUCACGGGUCAAAUCAACAUGAACAAAACCUUCAAGAAAGCUCUGGAAGAAGCAGCUCGGCGGUUUCAGGAGCUUAAGGCUCAGAGGGAGAGCCGGGAGGCAUUAGAGCAGGAACGCAACUCUCGGAAACCUCCACCUUACAAAUUCAUCAAGUCCAACAAACCAGUGGGGAAAGUUCAGGUGCACGUAGCUGACUUGUCAGAAAUCCAACGAUGCAACUGCAGACCAACAGAUGAGCAUCCUUGCAGCCUCCAUUCCCAGUGUCUCAACCGCAUGCUGCAGUAUGAGUGUCAUCCACAGGUGUGUCCUGCAGGGGAGAGCUGUGAAAACCAGUGUUUCUCCAAGCGGCUGUAUGCAGAGACAGAAGUGGUAAAGACAGACGACCGUGGUUGGGGCCUCAAGACAAAGCAGGCCCUCAAGAAGGGUGACUUUGUGACAGAGUAUGUGGGAGAGGUGAUAGACUCAGAGGAGUGCCAGCAGCGAAUCAAACGUGCUCAUGAAAAUCACAUCUCCAACUUCUACAUGCUCACGCUCACCAAGGAUCGUGUGAUAGACGCUGGGCCCAAAGGAAACGCGUCUCGGUUUAUAAACCACAGCUGCAGCCCAAACUGUGAAACUCAGAAGUGGACGGUUAAUGGAGAUGUUCGAAUUGGACUCUUCGCCCUGUGUGACAUCGAGGCUGACGCAGAGCUGACAUUUAACUACAACCUUCACUGUGUGGGCAACAGAAGAACGACUUGUCUCUGUGGAUCAGACAACUGCUCGGGGUUUCUUGGGGUGCAGCCGACGAGCGCUGUGGUGAUGGAGAAAGAGGAGAAGGCCAGGAAUGCUAAGCUAAAGCCGAAGAAGCGGAGGCUGCGGCCGGAGGGCAAACACACGCACGAAUACUUCUGUUUUUGCUGUGGAGAGGGAGGGGAGCUGGUGAUGUGUGAUAGAAAGGACUGUCCAAAAGCAUACCACCUGCUGUGUCUUAACCUCACCAAGCCACCAUACGGACGCUGGGAGUGUCCGUGGCACGACUGCAGCAUUUGUGGUGGCCCAGCCUCAUCCCUCUGUGACUUCUGCCCUCGCUCGUUCUGUCGGGACCAUGAGGCAGGGGCGCUCACCCCUUCCUCCCUGGAAGGCCGUCCAUGUUGCUGCAGUCACAACCCUAUGAGUCCCCUGGGCUCCAACUCCAGCUCAACCCAGCUGCGCCACUCCGCCCUCAGUCCUGUCAGGGUCAAAGAGGAGAUGGAGACGGAGCCUGGGCAACCGGCCACAGAGUGACACCGCAGCUCCCCUCAAUACCUCAUUCCCUGUAAAGUGCGCUACUGUUGGCCUCUUUGGCUCCGAUCCACCUCUGAUCUGAAGCUGCACACUGCGAAAGGGAAUACAGUGCUUUUUGACCAGUGAGAUGGUCCCCAUUCAGAAACGAGACACACCAACGAACACCUCGAUGGCGUUUGUGGUGAGAGCAGAGCGACUGGACCGUUGGCAGGGGAAGUGUCCAGGCAUCAUCGUGUGCCGUUUACCCUCCUCUCUUGCCAUGAAACACCACCACUAAUGCUCUCUGCAGCUCACCUGCCUCCCAUCAGAGCGCCCAGACCACCACCUCGAUAUGUUUCUUAUGUUUUUGUUACAGCUGUGGAAAUUUUUGCGUGUUAUCACGUUGUCGGUUAUCGGCACUUUGAAGAAUUCGCCCAGUGGGGUGGAGGGAGAGGUAAAAGAGAAGAUGAAGAAGAGGAGACGGAGGAGUUGUAAUGUUGGACCUCUCCACUACCGUGCUGCUCCUCUCCUUGUUUACCUGCUGUAAGCUGUGGUUGGCAUCUCACACACACACGAUGGCUGUAUGGAGACGAGCCAUCCCCUUUUCUCCUCCUUCGCAGCCGAUCAUCACUCCUGACGUGAUCUGUCAUCGUAUUUAUCUCUUCUUCUUCUUCUUGUUCUUGGAGGAAAGGAGGAAGGGAAUGACCGAUUUUGUGCAAUUUUUUUCAGGACCACACUACAUUCCAACCUUCCUUAGACAUGGUUUUAAUAUACUUAUGGGUAUAGAUGAAUAUAAUUAUAUACAGUAUCUAUGUUUGUUAAUGUUUACAGACAGAUUCUCUCACUUCAUCUCGGUGAGUGGUGUAUUACGUUUGUUUGUUUAGGUGUUAAGCAUUACGCAGACCUCCUUGUGAAAAUAGUCCUAUUAAGGUGAAAUAUAAUGGUAUAUAGUGUAAUGGUAUGACAUUACAGAAGUACUUGUGAUUUUCAUAUUGCCAGUCUCACUUGCCAUUGUGUACAUAAUUGGCUCAUACUAUUGUAAAGUACUUAAAGAUCAGAAGGGACGGAGCCUCGCCUCUCUGGUUGUUCCUGGAAGAAGGAAAUGCUUUUUUAAACAAGACAGAUCCUUUUUAUUUUCUUUUUUCUAUACAGUUCUGUUCCCAUAUGUCCUCCGAGCAGUCACUGUUAUUUGUAUUGUAGAUGGAGGGGUUCGGCUUGUGAUCACUGGUGCUGUCUUAAAGUAUUGUUAAUCAGCCUUAAGUUCGUUUCUGGCUGUAGUAACUACUGCCCAGAUACAGUUAAUUUCAGUAACAUUGUGUACUGUGACUGCUUUGAUGCUUGUUUUGUUUUGGGUUUUUUCCAUUUUUUUGUUUUGCCAAACUUUUCUGAAAAGCACUUUUACACAGCUUGUCGCUACACAAUUUAAGUAGGUCAUACAUAUACAGAAAUGUAUAUAAAGAGAACAUAAGACAAGUGUUUCAAAAUGGAUACCUCUUCUUCUUGUAGUAACAUCGGAAUUUAAACUGUGUUGUAACUUUUUUCCUCUCGGUCAGAAAGGUGAAGAUUGCUGGGCGUGGUUUUUAUUUUUUGUUUUUUUUUUUGGAGGAAAGUGGCCUAAAUGCUGUUUUUGUUUUGUUUUUUGGGGGGGCAAGUAGGAAUGACUGCCAGCCCGGCUUUGUACAAAAAAACGUCCUCUGUGUUUUGAGAGGCACUUGUUCAUUUUUCCACCUGGAGAACAUCCUCAAGGCUGGGCUUUAUAUAAAGACAUAAUGGUAAAACAACAGUCCAGUUCAGUAUAGUGUACAAAUACAAACCUAUGUACAGUGUUUUUAAUCGCUCAUCUGUCAAAUCCAAAUUUUUUGUAUUUAUUGCACCACAUUUUAUACCAGUUUCUUUUUCAAACACCAGUGCAGUAAUUUGUCUCCCUCUCCCCCCACAGUGUAAGUGAAAUAGACUAUUUAAAAAAAAAAUUGGGGAGUUUUACAUAAUAUGUCUGUAUCUAGUCAUUGCAUAUAUAUAUAUAUAUUUUUUUGUACACUUGGUGUAAUGAUUCCACAUUUGGUCACAGCCGCUGAUCAUCAACUUGUAUCGUGACUCACUGUAAUUGGUGUUAAAAGCAGUGUGAAGCAGUUCAAUAUUGGAAUGUAAAGUUUCAGUUCCAGAGCAGUUUUUUGUGCUUGUUUUCUUUAAGCCUGGACUCAAGCGAUCAUCACAGCGGGAAGUUUAUCUGUUGUCAUGCCGCAGCCUUUUGCUUGUUAUUCUCCCCCAGUAUACUUGGUUACAUGACUGUUUGUUUUCUGCCCUUAAAAGAUGUUUUUUUUUUCCUUUUUUUGUCUGUUUAAAGUCGAGCCACAGGGUGAAGCGGUGCCAACCCUUCCAGAUCAUUUCAGCUUAUUUAGGGUCUCUUCCAAUAAAUAGACUAAAUACAGUAAACUAUGAAGAAUGAACUGUAUAGAAUAAAGCAUGAAAAAGAAUGGGUAACAUUGGGUACAGAAAAGUGAGAAAACUCAAAAAACAAAAAUGCUCUAAUUGGAAUAAUAGUUUGUGUCUGAUAUGGUUUUUUUUCCCCCAAAGUGCUGUACACAAGAGCUCUCCAACUUCACUUCUCAGUGAACAUGCGCUGGAGGUUUCGAGUCUCCACAACACACUUGUGAACACGAUUGGCCCCACACAAAUUGUCCUUUCACAAAAUCAUCUGGUCUGUGCAUCUUUAUGGCGAGCACAGAGAAAUGUUCUCCCUUCAGGAGAUUACUUUAAAGGCAGCCCUGUAGUGUUAAACUCAUACAUACAAGAAUAAAUACAAAAAUGAUUCUGCACAGUGAUGCUCAGCGUGCAUACGUAGGACUGAUAAAUGUUGGAGGGGAGCAGGAUUUUAUGCAGGCCCUUAACUGACUAAAGAACACAGAAAAAAUGAAAGACCAGGAAGAACCCGUACUUCUUUCUCUGUGUCAUUUAUGCCAUUAAAUUGAUGCAUUUGUGUACAAAUUUAGCAUUUUCAGUAUUCUCACUUUUCUACAUUCAUGUGCCCCACCUCUUUUUCUUUCUUUCUUUCUGCUAUUAUCAACCCUUUCAGGAAGCCUUUUUCCACAGUUUUUCAUGGAUUUCUAAAAAAGAAAAAAAAGAAAAAAAAAGACAAAUAAAACUUGCUGAUUUCUUAAGCGCGGCUCCCAAAUUUGCCAAACUCUUUGUAUUCAGAGACAAAUUUUUUGUUCAGUAGAUGAAUGUAGGAAUUAGGCCACUUCAGUACAUGUUCAUUAUCAGGUAGGUGCAUCAUUAGGCACUUUCACAUAACGUACUCAAUGGUCUGCGUGUCUAAACUUGAAUUUUCUUUAUUUUUUUAUUUAUUAAUGUAUUAUAUUUUUACACAAGAUUCAUACAUGUGUGAUUAUCAGAAUGAAGGUCUCCUUGACUUUUGUUUGUGGUUAAAAAAAAAAAAAAAAUCUCUGACUGAUGACUUGUGGUUUAUAAAACUGAUCUUACAGCCUUUUUUUCUUUUCGAGGCGGCUGUUCAGAUGAAAUGCAUGCUCCCAACAUCAGACACUGGUUUAAUUCACCUCUGUAUUCAGUUGUCAGUUGUUGAGUCUUUAAAUGCCUAAUUUUAAUGCCAAUGUUUUGUUUUUGUAUUCCUUUAUUAUUAUUUUUUACCAUAUUGCACAGAGAUUGUGCAAAACUUAACAGCCUUUUUUUUUUGUUUGUUUUUGCACCUGCAGAUCGCACGAUCACGAAUUUCUUUGUGCCAGUUUGUCCUCCUCGUCCUGUUCUCUGCUGAUACAGCAGCAGUAUUAUGUAUGCCUAAUUUAAGUGUCGCAGUGUGCAGCAUUUCAGUUGCUUAAAAGUCUGUCAGAUGUGUAUAUUUUCUUGCUUUCUUCACAUUGUAGUGCCCACUUUUUUUUAAGUGACAGCAUGUUUGUUUUCAGUUAAGUGACCCUUAAAUAUGCCUGAGAAAGAUUUUUCUAAGUGUGCAGGAAUUUGCCAAUUAAAUUUUUUCCUAUAUAUUUAAUUUUAGGAUGGACCACCCUCACUUUUGUUUGUCAAAAGGUAUGUUUCAGUUCACUGUGAUGUCUUUUGGUUUUUGUGCAAUGUUGCCGACUGUCAUUAAGUUUUUAGUUGACAUGCUGUCAGAGGAAAAAUAGUGUUGGAAUAAAUAAAUAAAUCCACCUCCAUAAGCACUCAUCAUCUCUUUGUACUUGUAGUAAAAUUACUUACAGUAACUCUAACUGGGGUCAUAUCUAUCUCUCUCUUGGUGUUGCUUCAAUUAAAACGUGGAUGAACACAAAAUACCAUGUUGAUUACUGUUCAACCUGUGUUACUGCAUACUGCAUAUUGAUAAAGAUCUUGUAAAUAGUUUGCAUUGAACUUGCAUAGACUCAUGUUACUGUGGUGUGCUCUUUUUGCCUGUACAAUUCUGCUACUAAAUGUGUGUGACUGUUGAGACGACACUCUUUUUGUACAUGACUGUCUUUUUAUUUGACAAUAUUGAUUCUGUCCUUUUUCAUUCUAAAGUUGAGUUUGAAGAGUUCAGACAUGCCUGAAGUUUGACUUUAAUAAAGCUGUACUCUGUCUCGGUGAA
This is a messenger RNA of Scatophagus argus, 9885 nucleotides long. It is a transcript of the gene nsd3, whose product is annotated as nuclear receptor binding SET domain protein 3. Gene Ontology annotation, cellular component: nucleus; chromatin. Bases 516 to 5336 code for a protein of 1606 amino acids. The record is from RefSeq and is a predicted model, not a curated record. Gene Ontology annotation, biological process: regulation of DNA-templated transcription. The transcript is spliced from 25 exons. Lineage: Eukaryota; Metazoa; Chordata; Actinopteri; Scatophagidae. Gene Ontology annotation, molecular function: histone H3K36 methyltransferase activity; protein binding.